GAAACACCUCCACCACUAGCCGAUGCGCACUCAAAACAACCUGGGACCUAUCUAGGUCUAGUGCCCCGUCGCACGCACAGUAAAAGACGAAAGUUCUUACGUCAGGUGUCACAUCGCAUGAAGAAAAUCCGGGUGGAAGGAAUGAAAGCCCCUGGCCUGCCAAACAUCAUGGAAAAGAUG
Molecule: messenger RNA, 180 nt
Organism: Amoebophrya sp. A25
Lineage: Eukaryota; Dinophyceae; Syndiniales; Amoebophryaceae
Source: the annotation of a GenBank genome assembly